AUGACGGUGAAGAACAAAGAUCCAGUCCACUUGGAUUCACUCAGCAUCCGUGGUAAUAAUAUCAGAUAUUACAUCUUACCUGAUUCACUCCCACUGGAUACCUUGUUGAUUGAUGAUACACCAAAAGCCAAGGCUAAAAAGAAAGAACGUAAGUGGGGAAGGAACGUGAUGCAAGAUGUUUCGUAUGAUAGCAAACAAGAUAGGAUUAUGAGUACGGUUGGGUGGCGGUUAUUGGGAGUGGGCGAUACUAUGGAGGCAUAUAUAGGCAUCGGACAGACUGAUCCACCUUGGGUGGUUCGUGUUGAGGGCUUGAAUUUGAUCCAUGACCCAUCAUCUUAA
This is a messenger RNA of Paraglomus brasilianum, 339 nucleotides long. NCBI's taxonomy places the organism in Eukaryota, Fungi, Glomeromycota, Glomeromycetes, Paraglomerales, Paraglomeraceae. The record is from the annotation of a GenBank genome assembly.